CAAUGAUCACCACGGAUGCAAGUCCUAAGAGAUGACCUCCCUGCGCCUCGACCGCAGCAUCACUGCAGCCACUCUCUCGGCUCCCGUCCGCGAAGAAGCAAGCAUGGUCUGGCCGGCUCCGCCGUGUUUUCCCAGUGCGCAUGCGUGCGCAUACGCACGCACGCUCCAAUCCCAACCAAUCGAUGCGCACGUCGGCGUCUCGUUCACCACAGGGGCGGGGCGACCUUCUACACAUGCGCACGGUGGGGCGGGCCUUCUUUCUUCUCGCCGAACGCCGCCAACAUGGUGUUCAGGCGCUUCGUGGAGGUUGGCCGGGUGGCCUAUGUCUCCUUUGGCCCUCAUGCCGGGAAGCUGGUCGCGAUUGUAGAUGUUAUUGAUCAGAACAGGGCUUUGGUUGAUGGACCUUGCACUCAGGUAAGGAGACAAGCUAUGCCUUUCAAAUGCAUGCAGCUCACUGACUUCAUCCUCAAGUUCCCACACAGUGCCCGCCAGAAGUAUGUUCGAAAAGCCUGGGAGAAGGCAGAUAUCAAUACAAAAUGGGCAGCUACAAGAUGGGCCAAGAAGAUUGAAGCCAGAGAAAGGAAAGCCAAGAUGACAGAUUUUGAUCGUUAUAAAGUCAUGAAGGCAAAGAAAAUGAGGAACAGAAUAAUCAAGCUUGAAGUUAGGAAGCUUCAAAAGGCAGCUCUCCUGAAAGCUUCUCCCAAAAAGGCGCCUGCUGCUAAGGGUGCAGCUGGAACAGCUGCAAAGGUUCCAGCAAAAAAGACGACCACUGCGGGCAAGAAGGCUCCAGCCCAGAAGGUUCCUGCCCAGAAAGCUGCAGGCCAGAAGGCAGCACCUCCAAAAGCUCAGAAGGGUCAGAAAGCUCCAGCCCAGAAAGCACCUGCUCCAAAGGCAUCUGGCAAGAAAGCAUAAGGGGCUGUUAGAAAAAUAAUAAAGGUUCUUUUUGACAUGC
Molecule: messenger RNA, 952 nt
Organism: Diceros bicornis minor
Lineage: Eukaryota; Metazoa; Chordata; Mammalia; Perissodactyla; Rhinocerotidae
Gene: RPL14
Product: ribosomal protein L14
Exons: 7
Coding region: 16-912 (298 amino acids)
Biological process (GO): ribosomal large subunit biogenesis; translation
Cellular component (GO): cytosolic large ribosomal subunit; ribosome
Molecular function (GO): structural constituent of ribosome; RNA binding
Source: RefSeq, a predicted model, not a curated record